Eublepharis macularius is the source of this 1549-nucleotide messenger RNA. It is a transcript of the gene GPR107, whose product is annotated as G protein-coupled receptor 107. Gene Ontology annotation, biological process: clathrin-dependent endocytosis. Bases 20 to 1549 code for a protein of 509 amino acids. NCBI's taxonomy places the organism in Eukaryota, Metazoa, Chordata, Lepidosauria, Squamata, Eublepharidae. Gene Ontology annotation, cellular component: membrane; clathrin-coated vesicle; Golgi apparatus. Gene Ontology annotation, molecular function: clathrin heavy chain binding. The transcript has 17 exons. The record is from RefSeq and is a predicted model, not a curated record.
UGUUGAUGCUGGAAAGAAGAUGGCGGCGUGUGGAGGCGAUGGCCGCGGUUCCGGUUUUCUGUCGUCCCGCAGGGCGCUGGUCCUGCUGGCGGUGCUUCUCUGGGGCGGCGCUGCCUGGGCCCGCGUACACCACCUUGUCCUCAAGGAUGAUGUGCGGCAGAAAGUUCAUCUCAACACGUUCGGUUUCUUCAAGGAUGGCUCCAUGAUGGUCAAGGUCCACAACCUCUCAGUUGACAAAAGCUGCCUGGUGGGAUUCACUUUAGACCGGACACGGAAUGAUGGAUUCUCCACUUACCUGGAUGAAAAAUUGGACUAUUGCAUUCUGAACAGUACAUUGCAUGAUGUUUCUCUCAAAAUCCUACUUGUGAACUUCACAGAUUUUAGUGUGAAAAUCAAGCCCAAAGUCGAAACGGCUGAGCUGCCCAAAAUCGUCUUUGUCGAUGGGACUGCACCGUCAGGGACCACUCCAGUUAAGGGCCUGUUGGCAGAGGAGCCACCACCUCAGAACACUGAGACGAAGCAGGCACCCCCCAAAAGUGUGACAGCAACCCAGGUGGCUGCUGAGAAUUCGCACCCCUAUCGGAACAUACCAGGUGGCCUUUCUUUUCAGUUUCUUUUCAACGUCUCAGAGAGCCAGGAAGGCCUUUACAGCCUCCAUUUCCACAAAUGCAUCGGCAAGAGCCUGCAGAGCAAGCCUUUCAGCCUUGACAUAGAGAUUCAAGAGAAGAAUCCUGGCAGCUACCUCUCAGCAGGAGAAAUCCCUCUCCCCAAGCUCUAUGUUUCCAUGGCACUUUUCUUCUUCAUCUCAGGAGUAGCAUGGAUCCACAUCCUUCGGAAGUGCAGGGCAGACGUGUUCAAGAUUCACUGGCUUAUGGCAGCUCUUCCUUUCACCAAAUCCCUUUCUUUGGUCUUCCAUGCAAUCGACUACCACUACAUCUCCACCCAAGGCUUCCCCAUUGAAGGCUGGGCCGUGGUCUACUACAUCACUCACCUGCUGAAAGGCGCCCUACUAUUCAUCACCAUCGCCCUCAUUGGCACCGGCUGGGCCUUUAUUAAGCACAUUCUUUCUGAUAAGGACAAGAAAAUCUUCAUGAUUGUCAUCCCACUGCAGGUCCUGGCAAAUGUGGCCUACAUCAUCAUAGAGUCAACAGAAGAAGGCACGACAGAAUACAGCCUGUGGAAAGAGAUCCUUUUCCUGGUAGACUUGCUUUGCUGUGGGGCCAUCCUGUUUCCAGUUUUAUGGUCAAUAAGACACUUACAGGAGGCUUCUGCAACAGACGGCAAAGCUGCCAUUAACCUAGCAAAGCUGAAGCUGUUUAAACAUUACUAUGUCAUGAUCGUGUGUUACAUUUACUUCACGCGGAUCAUUGCCAUCUUCAUCAGGAUCGCCGUUCCGUUCCAGUGGAAAUGGCUUUAUCAGGUCCUGGAUGAAACAGCCACCUUGGUGUUCUUUGUCCUAACGGGAUACAAGUUCCGGCCUGCCUCGGACAACCCUUACUUACAGCUCUCUCAGGAUGAUGAGGACGACUUGGACAUGGAGGCCGUGUAA